AUGGCGAGCAAGCUCUUCCCGUCACUGCUCCGCUGCGGCAUGCGGCGCUCUGCCUCGCGCGUCGCCUCCCGCCCACAGACGCAGAUGCGCUCCCUGUCCGUCUCUGCUCGCCGGCCAAGCGACGCGCUGCAAGUGCACCGAAACUCGGCAGAAAACAACCCCGACAUCCCCUUCAAGUUCAACGAGCAGAACGAAAAUGUCAUUGCCGAGAUCCUCAAGCGCUACCCGCCGCAGUACAAAAAGGCCGCCGUCAUGCCCCUGCUGGACCUUGGCCAGCGCCAGCACGGCUUCACCAGCAUCAGCGUCAUGAACGAGGUCGCCCGCCUGCUCGAGAUGCCGCCGAUGCGCGUCUACGAGGUCGCCACUUUCUACACCAUGUACAACCGCACCCCGGUCGGCAAGUUCUUCAUCCAGGCAUGCACGACGACCCCCUGCCAAUUAGGCGGCUGCGGCUCCGACGUCAUCGUCAAGGCCAUCAAGGCACACCUCGGCAUUACCCAGGGCGAGACGACGCCCGACGGCCUCUUCACCUUUAUCGAGGUCGAGUGCCUCGGGGCCUGUGUCAACGCGCCCAUGAUCCAGAUCAACGACGACUACUACGAAGACCUGACCCCCGAGUCCGUCACCGAGCUCCUCAAGGCCCUCAAGGACAGCACCUCUCCCUCCUCCCCCUCCGCCAAGAUUCCCGGCCCCGGACCCCUGAGCGGCAGGCAGACGUGCGAGAACAGCAAGGGCCAGACGAAUUUAUUGCAGGAGCCCUGGGGCGCCGAGAAGACGAGGGCAGACCUGUAA
Molecule: messenger RNA, 792 nt
Organism: Hirsutella rhossiliensis
Lineage: Eukaryota; Fungi; Ascomycota; Sordariomycetes; Hypocreales; Ophiocordycipitaceae
Product: thioredoxin-like [2Fe-2S] ferredoxin domain-containing protein
Exons: 3
Coding region: 1-792 (263 amino acids)
Molecular function (GO): NADH dehydrogenase activity
Source: RefSeq, a predicted model, not a curated record